AUGGCGAAAGAAGCUCAACUUCCAGAGAAGACAGCUUCCCAUGAUCAUGGAACCAAACGCCUCAAACAUGCAUCAAUCUUAGAAGAAGAUCGAAUCAGCACCUUACCUGACUCCAUCAUCCUCACUGUACUAUCCUCUUUUCCCACUAAAGACAAAACAGGCGUUUUAUCCAAAAGAUGGGCCUAUCUUUGGACCUCUGUUCCCUCACUCAGUUUCACAGAUACUUCCUAUGAAAAUGCGGCUGCUUUUGCCGCUGCCGUGGAUAAUGCCCUGCUCCUACACAGGGCUCUGAAACUCACAAAUUUCUCCCUAGAAUUCGAGUACAGGGCCUACAGGCCAGAGCUAAAGCCUCGCGUCGAUCUUUGGAUUCGUUUUGCCACAACUGCCAAGGUAGACCAACUAAGUGUAUGUUUAUCACCUGCUAGUUGCACACCUGUAGAAUACACACUGCCGCAGCAUCUCUACGCCAAUGAGUUUGUUUCUAUAUUGGAUUUUGGUAACUGUAUAAUUGAGCCUAAUGGGUUAAUAGGUUGGAGUUCACUCAAGCACUUGUAUUUUGGGUUCAUGUCCUUGACCGGCGAUGUGAUAAAUGAAGUGUUAUUGGGUAGUCCUAGACUUGAAUCCUUGGAAUUGCAUGAUUGUUAUGAUUUUUAUCAGCUGGAAAUAGUGUCCGAGAGUUUGAAAAAAUUGGUGAUAGAUUCUUAUUAUUCAGGCUCAGAUUGGUACUUCCCGUUGGAAUUGGAAAUUGUUGCUCCAAAGAUCGAGUCUUUGGAAAUUAUAGGGUAUUUUUUUUUAAAUGAGGAAGUGUCAGAUAAAGGAUGUGUCGGCAUUGGUUGA
Molecule: messenger RNA, 837 nt
Organism: Quercus robur (English oak)
Lineage: Eukaryota; Viridiplantae; Streptophyta; Magnoliopsida; Fagales; Fagaceae
Product: F-box/LRR-repeat protein At5g02910-like
Exons: 1
Coding region: 1-837 (278 amino acids)
Molecular function (GO): protein binding
Source: RefSeq, a predicted model, not a curated record